AUGGAGCAUCUCGGUCAGUCAAUUCUGACAAGUUUUGCCUCGGUUCCAGAUAUAUUCCGAGUAUUGCUCGUAUCCACUCACCUUGCCCACCUUACCCACCCGUCACCCAUGCUGUCUCGCGCCAGAAUCAUUUUCCGCAAGCUCCGUGGUAGUGGCAGCCGUGGCAGCGAGCCCGCGCCAUCAGCGCCGGCCAUGACAGCAGAGAGUGAAACGGACGACCCACCCCCUCGCGCCCUCCAUAUCAGCGACUGGAGGCGGUCAGCCCCCGAGCAACGCUACCACGGUCAACAGCGCAUGGAAAUUAUUGUCGUGAAUGCCAAAGGCUCCGCCGAUGGCUCUCGUCUUGACGAACUACUGGGGAGAGAGAAGGAUCCUUGGCGCGAGUUCGACGUUACAUUGGACGACUCUGGCACAGAUUUCGUUUGUAAUGGUUACCUCUUCACUGUCCACUUCACCUCGGCCAGCGGUCGGGGGUCUUAUUCAGCGAUGCUCUCCCUCUAUCAGCAUAUCCCCCUCAUCUUCACAUAUGAUGCUUCAUCAAGGGAAUCAUGGGACGAAAUGGUCACCGAGUAUGAGGGGAUGCGCAGCCGCUGCAAAGAUGGGGUCCACCCCUUUCUUACAAUAAUGAUUGCCGCUAUGGGUGAAGGUGAAGCCCUCAUGGACGCGGAAGCUAAGGCGUUUGCAGCCCAGCGGGACUGUCUCUUUGUCAAGGUCUCACCCAGAACUGGGCGCGGCAUGUGCGAUGCAGUCUGCUCACUAGUUGAGCUGGCGUACGGCGCUCGUGAUCAAUAUACUACGGAUCAGGAGGACUCUCCCCAGAGGUUAAAGAGGGCGAACGCAAUUGCGGCAUUAUUCCCACCUAGGGAUGUCUAG
Molecule: messenger RNA, 873 nt
Organism: Aspergillus fumigatus Af293
Lineage: Eukaryota; Fungi; Ascomycota; Eurotiomycetes; Eurotiales; Aspergillaceae
Exons: 2
Coding region: 1-873 (290 amino acids)
Source: RefSeq, a predicted model, not a curated record